This is a messenger RNA of Paramuricea clavata, 886 nucleotides long. The record is from the annotation of a GenBank genome assembly. NCBI's taxonomy places the organism in Eukaryota, Metazoa, Cnidaria, Anthozoa, Malacalcyonacea, Plexauridae.
AUGAAACAGGAUCAAACUCAAUCGUUGGAGACAGUAAAGCCAGCGAGGCAGGGGAUGAAGAUGACACAGGAUCAACAACAGACACUGAUUCAGUCUCUGGACACAGUAGAGCCAGCGAGGCAGGGGAUAACACAGGAUCAACAACAGACACUGAUUCAGUCUCUGGACACAGUAGAGCCAGCGAGGCAGGGGAUAAAACAGGAUCAACAACAGACACUGAUUCAGUCUCUGGACACAGUAAAGCCAGCGAGGCAGGGGAUAACAUAGGAUCAACGGCAGACUCUAACUGGACACAGUAAAGCCAGCGAGGCAGGUUGAUAACAUAGGAUCAACGGCAGACACUGAUUCAGUCUCUACAGGAUCAACAACAGACACUGAUUCAGUUUCUGGACACAGUAAAGCCAGCGAGGCAGGGGAUAACAUAGGAUCAACGGCAGACACUGAUUCAGUCUCUCGACACAGUAAAGCCAGCGAGGCAGGGGAUAACAUAGGAUCAACGGCAGACUCUGAUUCAGUCUCUGGUAAAGCCAGUGAGUCAGGAGAUGAAAAUGACACAGGAACAACAGCAAACACUGAUUCAGUCUCAGGACACAGUAAAGCCAGCGAGGCAGGGGAUAAAACAGGAUCAACAACAGACACUGAUUCAGUCUCUGGACACAGUAAAGCCAGCGAGGCAGGGGAUAAAACAGGAUCAACAACAGACACUGAUUCAGUUUCUGGAGACGAUAAAGACAGCGAGGCAGGGGAUAACAUAGAAUCAACGGCAGACUCUGAUUCAGUCUCUGGUAAAGCCAGUGAGGCAGGAGAUGAAAAUGACACAGGAUCAACAGCAGACACUGAUUCAGUCUCAGAACAUCGGAAGCCAGCGAGGCAGGGGAUGAGAUAG